Molecule: messenger RNA, 918 nt
Organism: Rana temporaria (common frog)
Lineage: Eukaryota; Metazoa; Chordata; Amphibia; Anura; Ranidae
Product: phospholipid scramblase 3-like
Exons: 7
Coding region: 103-741 (212 amino acids)
Biological process (GO): plasma membrane phospholipid scrambling
Cellular component (GO): plasma membrane
Molecular function (GO): phospholipid scramblase activity
Source: RefSeq, a predicted model, not a curated record
GGAGAGACAGCAGAGAGUGGAGGAGACUCCACCAGGAGACAUCAGACCACAGAGGAGAGACAGCAGAGAGCGGAGGGAAGAGGUCACCUCAGAGAGGAUAUUAUGGCCGGACGUCCUGUUGCUCCACCCGGACUGGAAUAUCUUCUUCAGGUCAAUGGACUCUUAAUGAAACAGACAAGGAAAAGUAUCUUCCAGAUUGCUAGCACGUAUGAUUUGUUUGACACCAAUGGCCAACUUGUGUACCAAGCCACUGAGAAGCGGAAGUUUUUUGGUCCUCGAAUGGAUUUAAGGGUUGCCAACACCAAAGGAUAUAAUGUCCUCAACCUUCUUGUGCCUUUAAAGUGGUGCAGCUUGAACACCAAGUUGCAGGUCUCCAGUUCCUCCGGGGAGCUCCUCGGCUACAUAGUCGAACAGUGGACAAGUUUAACCUUAAGCUUCCACAUCUUGGAUCCAUCGGGACUUGUUUGUCUUAAAGUGAAAGGUCCAGGAUGGGGGGCCGGCUUCAUGUCUGACCUCCAUUAUAAGGUUCUAUCUGCUGACAAAACCACACAAGUCGGGGUCAUCACACAUGUGUGGCGGGGGUUAGCCAAAGAGAUGUUCAGCUCGAAGGACAACUAUACUAUUAAUUUCCCAAUGGACCUCCAUGUCUCCAUGAAAGCCAUGCUGAUGGCCUGCGCCUUGUUCAUUGACCUUCUAAAUGAAGAGCGCAGGCAACGGUCCCAAGCUUCGAGCCACCACUGAUUGGAAGCUAUGCCAGCCAAUCCGCAGACUCCUCUUUUCCGAAAGAUCAUAUGUGUUCUGUACCUGUCAAACAUAGUAUGAAGAUCCUCUGGUUUUAAUCCUCUUAUGCCACGUACACACGAUAGAAUCCAUCCGCUGAAAAAUCCCAGCAAAUGGGUUUCAGCGGAUAGAUCCUAU